Caenorhabditis sp. 36 PRJEB53466 is the source of this 1460-nucleotide messenger RNA. Lineage: Eukaryota; Metazoa; Nematoda; Chromadorea; Rhabditida; Rhabditidae. The record is from the annotation of a GenBank genome assembly.
AUGUUUGCGUACGAUCGUCUGGCACUCGAUCUCGCCGUCUUCAACUUGAAAGACACUGAUUCGGGCCACUCAUCCUCGAGCGAAAGGUCUUCUCCGCCAACGCGCAUUGUCUCGCAGGUGAGUCUGGAAAUGGAAAACUUGCUGUUUUGGUUGGUUGCUGCAAAUUAGUUGAGCUCUCUUCUGCAUCAAAUGUCUUCUUAGCCCCUAAUAGCCUUUUCUGCUCCCUUCAUCUUCAAAAAGGAAGUUAAUGUUUGGUUGCAGAGGGGAAGAAAUACUGAGUGUUUUCCCUGCCCUCCACCUAAAUAUAGCAUUCCGCCCCCAUCAGGCCCUAUCCAUCACCUGCCUCUUUUCAGGCGCAGAACAUCAAUGAUGAGUCAGGAAGCAGUGGGUAUGGCAGUCCGACACGGACGCCCCUCGCUUCCCCCUCCAACGACAUCUUCAGCUGUAAGAACGCCCAGGAAUUCUCGGGCAUAACUUCCAAAUUAUCCGAUUUCAGCGGUCCUUCCUCUUCAAGUGCAACGUGCGUUUUCUGCAAAGAGCCACGAAGAAAUCACCCGCCACUUCGGAGUGUCUCCGAGUCCGCAGGCUUUGCAGCCAGUCCAGGAAGUCCAACCGACGGCGGCCCAGGCUGCUUUGGCCGCUGCUCAGGCUCUGGCCAUCGAAGACGGAUUCUCGCAGGCGGAAAUUGCUGGUUUCGCAGAGCUCUUGUCUUCUCCAAAGAAGGUUUGCAAUAGCUCACUUCUGCAAUUCAACGACAUCUUUAUCUUUUUCCAGACCCCACCACCACGUUACCAGUGUCACAUUUGCUACGCGACAGGCCACCAUUACAUCUCUGAUUGCCCGCAACGAUUCAAUUCGCCGUACGACGAGCUGACACCGUACCAAGGCAGAAAGAAGUGCUACGGAGAGUUCACGGUAAGAUCCCACUCGAAUAGUGAGUGCUCAUCUGAAUCGGUUUGCAGUGCCAACAGUGCAAACGCAAGUGGAACAGCCAGAACAGUGUUGCGAACGAGCCGCAGAGCUGCAUCAAGUGCCACGUGCCAGUGUUUCCGCACAAACAGGUCAGCCCCAGAUCUUUGAGACAUCACCGAAAACAUUUGGGGGGUAUCAGAUUGUAUAACGUUCAUUCAUUCGUAAUGCCACAUUCUGAUGAAAAGAAAGAAAGUGUCAUGCCAAUCCUUUCAUUCCCUUUCUUUCGUUUUUUCUACCUACUCAAGUUUAACGACUUUGUCAGUUGCCCCUCCGCCCAUUACCCCUAGGGACCUCCAUGUGAAAAACAAAUAUUGAUACCACUAGUAUUGGACUCUUAACUUGAAUAAAACCUGGAAAUGUUUCAGUUGCCAGUGGAGAAGGCCGUCACUCUCGGACUGAUCAAGGCUCAAAACGUGGCCAAAGUGGCCCCGAUCGGGCACGGAAGACCGCCGGCUCGGAAGCACGACGAGCUCUCCCGCCGCCAUUAG